This is a messenger RNA of Linum trigynum, 2022 nucleotides long. Lineage: Eukaryota; Viridiplantae; Streptophyta; Magnoliopsida; Malpighiales; Linaceae. The record is from the annotation of a GenBank genome assembly.
AUGAAAUUCACAUUGCUUUGCAAUCUCGGCGACCCGCGCAAUGCUAGCGUUUCUUUGCGUCUCCGAUUGCUGCAUGUGUGGCCGGCGAAGUCUCCAGGGGAUAUCAGAAUCUACAAUUACUGUACUCUUUGGACCGACGAAACGGGUACGCUGAUUCAUGGCGUUUCGCCGACUUCAAUGGCUGCUGGGAUCCGUCGUAACCUUUCUGUUGGGAAGAUUUAUGUUGUAAAGUCCUUUGGCUUGAGUAACCCGCCGAAUCAGUAUCGCCCAUGUUCCUUUGAUUUGGCUUUGGGUCUCUCGCCCUCGACUUCCUUUCAGGCAUGUGGUCUUCCUGCUGAGAGUUUUCCGGUUGAUGCGUAUGAGUUUGUGUCUUUCUCCCAGUUGAGUAUGCAUGCUGGUAAUCAUCGUUUCUUGACAGUUGGUCGGCUCCAUUCAAUCAGUGGGAUAUCGCAUAAAAUCACUAAUAACGGCCUCGCAGUCAAGCAGACGGUUAUUAUCGAGAAUGAAAGGUUCUCCCGCUUUUCUAGGGUUACUAUUACACUCUGGGAUGAGUUUUCUGCGGUGUUGGUCCAUGUUGCUCUCACUCAGGCUGACUCGAUUGAAGCUGUGAUUCUCGCAUUCGGCGGCUUGCUGGUUAAUAAGUUGGGAGAUGAUUAUAUUCUCUCGAGUUCGGCUGGUACACGUAUAGCACUCAACCCUCAUGUACCAAAGGCUUAUUAUCUUGCAUCUAGGUUUGCUGAAAAGCACGAAGUGGUUGAGUCCUUGCCAGUGGAGUUUGCUACCGCUGCUGAUGCUACUGCUUAUGUAGAUGGGCGUACCAAGAGUUUGGAUCAGUUGUUGAGCUUGUCUCGAAUGAAUUCCUCACUGGAAGAGAAGUACCGCUGUGGUGGAGUGAUUGUUGAUGUUGAGUCGAGAACUCCUUGGUAUUACAUUUCGUGCAGGUUAUGUUCGAAAGCUGUUUCAAAGCGUCGAGACAAUACGUUUUGGUGCCCAAAAGAUUGGCAGCUGGAGGAGGAGCAAACCCGAGUCAAUUAUAAGCUCCAGCUUACGUUGAGGGAUGACUCUUGUGAAGCUCGGUUCAUACUGAUGGGUGGUUGUGCCCAUGCGUUGGGUAAUGUUUCUGCUGCAUAUCUGGCCCAGAGGUUCCCUCAUCGUCCUGGUCAGCUGCCCCCGCAGUUGCAUCAAUUGCGAGGGCAGUAUGUCAAGUUUGAUUGUAAGUUGCCAUUGCCUGGUCCUACUGGCUUCUCUUCGGGCGAGUUCCGUGUAACUCAGGUUGUUCCGCUUGAUGACCCUACGGUGGUCGGCGAUUUGCUUGAGUUUUCUUCGGAAUUUCCAUUACCUGGUCAUGUUGCUGCUGUUCCGACUUUGACCAUGGGUGCAGCAAGUGUCGCGGGUGGUUGUUCGAGUUCAUCGAGGGUUGCGAAGGGAAAGGAAAAGGUUUCAGGUCCUCUCCUCACUGAGGUUGGCUCUAGCCCAGUUGCUGCCGUUGUGGCCGUUCCUUCUUCAGCUCAGUCAUGUGCACCAUCUGGCAGAUCUAUUCCUUCGAUGAUUACCAAGCAUACAUCCAGAAUCGAUGAGUCUACCAGUCCUGAGGAUGUUAGUCGUGGUUCAUUCACAUCUGCUACAAAGGUUCUGAAGCCAUCUCCUGGGUCAUCUCCUGGGAAGACCUCUGGUGUAGCCGCUGGCUCUUCGUCUGCAUCAUUAUUGGUUUCUCCACUCGCCAAGAUCAAGAUGGAGAAGUUAGACGAUGCUGAGGCUUCUCCUUUGCCUCAUGGCAGUUCCUCGCAGGCAGAUACCGAGACGGAAAGGGAUUCUCCAGUGGACAGUCAAAAAAAUCCAACUGCGAAACGUGCUUUGUUCAAGAGCAAUGCCUCCCAAGAAAAGAAAGACUCAGUAUCAAACUCUAACACAAUCUUCAAAGCCAAGGAAAUCGCGCUAUCAGACUGUGAAACAGUUGGGCUCCAAGAAUACAAGGAGCCAUAUUUCUUCUCUGGAACAAGGGGAACCCAAUGUGGUGGCUGA